CUUCGAACCGGCCCAAAAAAACGACCCUUUUGGGCCCCUCCUUCAAUCCAUUUCAGCACAUAGGUUCGCUGGAUCGGAACAGGUCGAACCUGUGGAUCGUGUGGUUCGACCCGCUCCUAAUGGCCGCCGCACAUGGUGCCGGCGGAAGCGGAGGCGGGGAUCCAGCAGGAGGCACCGGCGGAGGCGGGGACCGAGCAGGAGGAGGCACCGGUGGAGGCAGGGACCCAGCAGGAGGUGCCGGCGGGUACGGGGACCGAGCAGGAGGCGUCGGCGAAGACUGUGCCGUUGGCGACUGCGGCGCCGGCUACGGUCAAGAAGAAGUGGAACCUCCCCGGGAUGCCAGAUCUGGACGCCGAGGUCAUCGCACUCUCGCCGGGGACGCUGCCGGCCACGAACCACGCGGCACUCGCUCGCCGGCGCCAUCCUGCUCCCGCCCUCCUCCUCCCAAGUGGAUUCAAGAGAAAAAGAACUCCUCGUCAAACUAAAAUGCCUGAAGCUGAAAGAGCACAAGUGGCAGAACAAGUGUUUGUUGGUAAUGAGGCUGAAGAGGAUGUGGGUUUGGAUCAAAGUGUUGGUUUGGAUGCUCAAAUGGGUGAGGGUUGGUCACAGCAUGCUUAUGGAGGUGAAGAUUCAGAUGACUUUGACAGAGGUUAUACCAUUGAGGGGGUAAUCGAGCCACAUAUGAUUAACGGAUUCCUGCAUGGUGAAGAAAAUAGACAGUUCAGAUCAAAGGUUUGGGAUGAGUUCACAAAAAUCCGUGUUGGCGGUGUAGUCACCAAAGGACGGUGCAUGCACUGUAACGCAGAGAUUAGUGCUAAGCGUGGAGCGGGAACCAGUGCUAUGGCCACACACUUGAGGCGGUGCAAAGCUAGGAUGAGUGUGAAUCGAGUUGUGAAUCAGCUAAAGUCUACUGUUAUGUAUCCAGAGGGAAUAGCUCUGAAAGAUUGGAGAUUUAACCAAGAUACCUCUAGGAAAGAGCUGCUUCGAAUGAUAUCACUUCAUGGAUUUCCUCUGGCUGUUGUGGACUAUGAUGGUUUUAGAAGGUUUGUGUCAAGCUUAAAUCCUGUGUUCAAAAUGGUCUCUAGGAGGACAAUCACAGAUGACUGCUCAAAGAAGUAUCAGGAAGAAAAACAAGUUCGGCUAGAUGUUUUGAAGAAUGUCAAGGGCAGAGUUUCACUAACAAUGGACAUGUGGACCUCUAACCAGACCUUGGGAUAUAUGUGCAUCACAUGCCACUUCACUGAUGAUGAUUGGAAGAUACACAAGCGAACUUUGAAGUUCCCAUUCAUGAAGACUCCACACACGGGUGUUGCCAUAUUCAAUGUUGUUUUGAGGUUUCUUCAGGAAUGGAACAUCGAAGAUAAGCUAUUUGCAGUCACAUUGGAUAACGCUAGCAACAAUAAUACUAUGAUGAAGCUAUUGAAGUCCAAUUUGUUGGAGAAAAAAAUGUUGUUGGGAAAAGGGAAGUUGCUGCAUCAGAGAUGUGCAGCACACGUGCUGAAUCUGAAUGCAAAGCAGAACUUUAAAUCAUCAAUCCAAUUGUGCACAAGAUAAGGGAAAGUGUAAAGUAUGUUCAGGGGUCCACUUCACGGAAGCAGAAAUUUGAAGAAAUCAUUCAGCAGCUGUCUCUCUCUUGUGAGAAGCGCCCAAAGGUUGAUACAUGUACACGUUGGAAUUCAACAUAUCUUAUGUUGAAGAUUUCUUUUAAGUUGAGGAGAGCUUUUGACUCAUUGGGACAACAAGAUCAAGAAUAUACCUUUGCACCUACAUCUGAAGAGUGGGAAAAGUCCAGAAAAGUACGGAAGUUGUUGAAGAUCUUCUUUGCUGCCACCACAGUUGUCUCAGGAACACUAUCCAACAGCAAAUUUACACUUUCAUGAGAUUUGGGAAAUCAGAUUGGUUUUGGAGAACCAAGUUCCUGAAGCAGAUGCAGAACUUGCUGAGACAAUUCAAUAUAUGCAAAGAAAUUUCAGAAGGUACUGGAAAUUGACGUGGCUGCAAAUUGCAUUUCGUGUCAUCUUUGAUCCACGUUUCAAGCCUAAAUUCAUUGAUUUUCGUUUGAAACAAGCCUUUGGGAGUGAUGCUGAGGCAAAGAUUGAAAUUGUGAAGAAGACCUUGCUAGAUCUGUUCAAGGAUUACUCAGAUAGUCAAGAAACAACACAAGCUCCUAGUGUUACAGUACAGACAAAUGCAAGUGGAAGAUAUGCUGAUUGGGAUAACCAUGUCAAUCUCAAUACCCAACCUACCAAUGAGGUACCUUCUGAGCUAGAAUCUUACUUAUCAAACCCAGCCAUACCACGAAGUGAUGGAUUCUUCGAUAUCCUGGGUUGGUGGAGGAGCAAUGCGCUGGAGUAUCCAACUCUGUCCCGAAUGGCUAGAGAUGCUUUGGUGGCCCCUGCUUCAUCAGUUGCAUCCGAGUCAGCAUUCAGCCAUGCGAAGAGACUUAUCUCAGAUUUUCGAAGCCGCUUAUCUCCAAAGACCGUGGAGGAAUUGAUGUGCUUACAGGACUGGUUCCGUGCUUCUGGUUCAACCAAAUUUAGCAUGGAGUCGAUUGAUCGUUGUCUUCUGGAUGAAAGCAAUGAAUUGUGAAGGAGGAGAAGGAGUUCAUUUGCAGGUUAGCACCAGGAGUGCAAAGGGACACACAUGCCCAUAUCAAGGCUUUGAGAAGUUGUAAAUUAAACCAUGUCAAGUCUGUUACAAGGCUGCAGUAGUGUGCAGCACUUGACUGAUCUACUUUGAGAAGUUGUGAACUUUUGUUCAGAGGAGCUUGUCUUUCCACUGCAGUUCAAGUCCAAAGCAUAGAAACUUUUGUUUUUAUUUAUUGAACUAGUUACAGUUCAAGUCCACUGCAGUUGUGAUCUUGCAUUGAA
Messenger RNA from Panicum virgatum (switchgrass), 2870 nucleotides. Its product is annotated as zinc finger BED domain-containing protein RICESLEEPER 2-like. The record is from RefSeq and is a predicted model, not a curated record. Gene Ontology annotation, molecular function: DNA binding. The transcript has 4 exons. Lineage: Eukaryota; Viridiplantae; Streptophyta; Magnoliopsida; Poales; Poaceae. Bases 133 to 1554 code for a protein of 473 amino acids.